Messenger RNA from Emiliania huxleyi CCMP1516, 354 nucleotides. RefSeq lists its product as hypothetical. NCBI's taxonomy places the organism in Eukaryota, Haptophyta, Isochrysidales, Noelaerhabdaceae. The coding region runs from base 1 to 354 and encodes 117 amino acids. Gene Ontology annotation, biological process: negative regulation of transcription by RNA polymerase II; chromatin organization. The record is from RefSeq and is a predicted model, not a curated record. The transcript has 2 exons. Gene Ontology annotation, cellular component: pericentric heterochromatin. Gene Ontology annotation, molecular function: chromatin binding.
AUGGCGAAGCGUCGGGCGUUCGUCGGCUGCUGCGCUCGCACGGACGGGUGCGUCCUGGCUGCUGGCCACCGGGGCGCCUGCCAUGUCGCGGAGAUGGAGGAGGUUGACUACGUCGUGGAGGCCAUCCGCGACGAGCGCGAGCGCCGCGGGAAGCUCCCGACCACCGAGUACCUCGUCAAGUGGAAGGGCUGGCCCGAGGAGGACUGCACGUGGGAGCUCGAGCAGACUCUGGCAUCGUGCCCUCUCAUUCUCCGCGCGUGGCGAAAGGCGAGGAAAACUCCAGCGCCAGCUACCACAGUCGCGCCGCCGGGCAUGAGCGACGCCUCAGGAGGCAGGCGCAGUCUCAACCGUUGA